Molecule: messenger RNA, 2681 nt
Organism: Anopheles maculipalpis
Lineage: Eukaryota; Metazoa; Arthropoda; Insecta; Diptera; Culicidae
Gene: ast
Product: protein asteroid
Exons: 1
Coding region: 1-2676 (891 amino acids)
Molecular function (GO): nuclease activity
Source: RefSeq, a predicted model, not a curated record
AUGGGAGUUCGUGGUUUAACUACAUUUAUCGCAGCAAAUGCAUCCGUUUAUCUAAAACCGCACGAAUUGCACGAUACAAAACUUAUCAUCGACGGUGACAAUCUGUGUCUGCAGCUGUUCCGCAAAUCUCUCAUCAACACGGUCGCACUGGGCGGUAACUACGACGUGUACUUUCGGAUUGUGAUAGACUUUUUCGAGAAGCUGCAGCUGGCCAACGUUACACCGUACGUACUGCUGGACGGUGGGUACGAGAAGCGUAAAAUGUCCACCGUCCGGUACCGGUUGAUGCAGAAGGUGGAGAAAAUGAAGGGAUUCCACCUUGCGGCAAUCGGUGGCACACCACCACCGAUGUUGCGUGAGGUGUUUGUCGAUGCGCUGCGUGUAGCCGGAGUGCCCUUCAUGCGCUGUCCGUUUGAGGCGGACGAUGAGGUGGCUAUUUUGGCGCGAAAACUGAACUGCCCGCUGUUGAGCUACGAUUCGGACUUUUACAUACACGACGUGCAGUAUAUACCGUACGUGACGCUGUCGAACAAGGUGUUCCACCAGGUGUCCGACAGGGAAGGGAACAACUUUAAGAUAGGGAUUGUGCAACGGAAGCAAUCGAAAAAGGCACAAGAUCGGACGGAGGCUGUUAGGUAUGUAGCCCAGUAUGGGGAUGAGUCGGUGCUGGAAGGUGAAGAAGCGGAAGCGUACUCCUAUCUCGACUGUUGCCUGUACACGAUCGACAAUCUGAUCGAACCGCAUGAGCGGCUGGGCAAAGAGAUGGUACCACUGUUUGCGGUACUGCUCGGGAACGAUUACAUCGGACGAAGUGUGCUGAAACCCUUCUUCGAGGCAAUGCAGUUAGGUAAUAUGAAUAGUAAUUUUUUCCGACACGAGCGUCGAUUAAAGUUAUUUCUUAAGUGGCUACAGAAACAUACGCUAGAAUCGGCUACGCGGGCUAUAAUGCGAUGUAUAAAGCAAGCAAACAAGAAGCGAGUCUAUCGGCAGAUUUUGACCGCGAUGCGUGGAUACAAUUGUGAGGAUUGCACCGCUUUACAUUACUUUGGUUUAGAGGAGGUUGUCCAGGUAAGCGAACCUUUGGAAGAUGAAGAAAUCGAGAAGGAAUUAGAGGCACGGGUAGGCGAGGUGGAUGAGGAUGGAGGAGAUGGACUAAUGAUGGAAGAUUUCGAUGUAGAAAUUAUGAUUGAUAAUGAGGGUAACGAUCAGGGGCAAGAGCACGAACAAGAUCAGGAUCAAGAAGCGAUAUCGGGAAGUGACAAUGACGAUGAUUCUUGUGCUGAAGAAGAGAGCGUUAAAGACGAGGAAGAAAAAGCAUCUGCUUCCGAUCACGAAGAAUCCAAUUCGGAGGACAAAAUCAACGACGAUCCCGAUACGGCACCGGAUGAGGAAGAACCAGCUCGCAAAAACAAAUACACCGACCGCAAUUGGCCCGAAUGGUUCAAAGAGCUGUACCGUGCCGGGAAAGUUCCACGUUUUUUGGCAGAUCUUUUACACUCCAAUUGCUACAUAAACUAUCCCCAAAUAGAAGACCUCCAACGGCCAGAUAGUAACACACCAGCCUAUCCUAUUUUGCGAACCAUUUUUGCCAUCCUUAAAACGGCAUUCAGCGUAAAAACGACGGACUUUAAGUACCUCACGCGAAGGGUUGGAAGGGCCGGAGUAAGAACGAUGAUUUUCCGUGACGCUUGCUUACCUCCAGGCACUAGUUACGACCCAUCCAAAUUGCCAAAUGUGUCCAUACUCUCGAAACUCUAUCAACAGUCCGGUAUCGAGAAGUGGCAAGAAUUAUUUCGAGCAAUUAAAAGCGUUCCGAGCAAUCUACGGUUAUACUUUUUGGCGAUAAUUUAUUGGGCGAAAAACUGUAGAUUGGUAAAUGCGGCACACGUGCACGCACUGAUUAUCUGCCUUUUACAGCUGCAAAUUAUUGAUAAAUCGUUAAAAAGCUUGUACCGCGAUGUAGAUCAAUUUCGGCAUCAGAAUCGAUCGUACUUGGAACAGCAGCGAAAAGCAAGCAAAAGAACCAAUGGUCCCAGUACGGAAAAGAAUGACACAGCAGCACCAUCAUCUGCGACCGAGUUUAAUCGAACGUUUUACAACAAGCUAACAAGUGGAACAUCGCGCGCAGAACUGAUGCUAGCGUACGACGAGUUAAUACAACAUUUUUCGGUGAAUGAAAAUACUACGGUCGGCAGUCGUAAAUCAGCGAUUGCUCCCAAUACGAUGCAUACGCUGGCCAACUUCCAGGCAGUUUGUUACAAUCUUUACGGCUUAAUACCACUGUUGGGCUACCCGUUCGAUAAUCUGCACAUGCACGAACUUUACAACAAUCUGUACGUAUACAACGUGUACGAAUGGAUAAAGGCACGUGGUGAUCUGUUUGAAUUUGAACGAACGUCUAUGUUUGCGCAUUCGCCGGCCCUGCUCACGGCGGUGCGUGUAAUGAUGGAAUUUGUUCAAACGUUCGUACCCGAGCUGAAGGAUAGAAAACGUGCGAAAAUUGCAGCAUCCAAGAGAAAGAAAACGGAAAAUGUGUCAGGAGAAGUGAAGCGAAUACUUGAGCAGCAAGUAACGCCCAGCAAUGAUUGGGAAACAAAGAACGAUACGGAGGAGAGUGAUGAGGGCGAGUUUAUUGAUGAGAAUAAUGCGUUUAGCCAGCUUUUGUUAGUACGCUGAUGGGG